Alligator mississippiensis (American alligator) is the source of this 1008-nucleotide messenger RNA. RefSeq names its product olfactory receptor 1052-like. The transcript has 3 exons. Gene Ontology annotation, molecular function: olfactory receptor activity; odorant binding; G protein-coupled receptor activity. Lineage: Eukaryota; Metazoa; Chordata; Crocodylia; Alligatoridae. The record is from RefSeq and is a predicted model, not a curated record. Gene Ontology annotation, biological process: sensory perception of smell; G protein-coupled receptor signaling pathway. Gene Ontology annotation, cellular component: membrane. Bases 1 to 1008 code for a protein of 335 amino acids.
AUGCUCCUUUUAUUAAGAAAAAAAUAUACCCAAUUACUAACUAUCGGUAUUGAACACAUGGCUGAAGACAACCAGACAACAGUGCCAGAGUUCAUUCUCCUGGGUUUCACAGGCCGCCCAGAGCUUCAGACUGUGAUCAGCAUGGUGUUUCUACUCAUCUAUGCUACCACCGUGAUGGGGAAUCUUGGAAUGAUGGUGUUAAUCAGAAUCAGUCCCCAACUCCAUACUCCCAUGUACUACUUCCUUGCUCACUUAUCUUUCAUUGAUCUCUGUUACUCCUCGGCCAUUGCCCCAAAGGCACUAGAGAUCUUUUUGACAGAGAGAAAAACCAUAGCUUACAGUGGCUGUGUGGCUCAAAUGUUCUUCUUUACUACUCUAAUAACCACGGAGUGUUUUCUUCUGGCUUCAAUGGCAUAUGAUCGAUAUGUGGCCAUCUGCAAACCACUCCUAUAUAGGGUGGUCAUGUCCCCUAUGGUUCGUGUCCAGUUGGUGGUUGGAUCAUAUAUUUUGGGCAUCACUGGUGCCUCAGUGCAAACCACGGGUGCCUUUCGGUUAUCCUACUGUGGCUCCAGUGUCAUCAAUCAUUUUUUCUGUGACAUCCCAGCUGUCAUCAAACUCUCCUGCUCCAAUACAUAUAUUCCAGAGCUGGUGCUUUUCAUCUUUACCACAGUUAUUGCUAUCACCACUGCUUUAAUCAUCCUUGUGUCUUACACCUACAUGAUCACCAUCCUCCUUCAAAUGAAAUCCUCUGAGAGCAGGGGAAAAGCCUUUUCUACUUGCUCUUCUCACCUUACUGUUGUCACUGUUUUCUAUGGGACAGCAAGUUGUAUCUAUGCCAUCCCCCAAUCCAAGGACUCACUUAAUCAGGCCAAAAUUGUUUCUGUGUUCUAUACGCUCGUGAUCCCCCUGCUGAACCCCCUGAUCUAUAGUCUGAGGAACAAGGAUGUGAAGGAUGCCCUGAGGUCUAUCAUAAGGAAAAUGUUCUCUAAAAUGUUGAGAAAAAUGUGA